This is a messenger RNA of Haemonchus placei, 366 nucleotides long. The record is from the annotation of a GenBank genome assembly. Lineage: Eukaryota; Metazoa; Nematoda; Chromadorea; Rhabditida; Trichostrongylidae.
AAUAUUCAAGUGUUGAGACGACGUUUUGCACUUCGCCGCCUCCUAGGCAUUCUCGGCCAUCGUAGAAUACACAUACCUGUCCAUCAGCUACAGCUCUCAAAGGGAAGACCGGUUUGAUCGACAGGAGAUUUUGUCCAACUCGUUUCACAUGGCAUCUGAUAGGUUGAUGAGUCCGUUGAAUUCGACACUCAAGGGUCGUUUCUUCGGCAUGUCGAAGUGUAAACAGUAAAUUCACCUGUCAAAGGAUUCCUAUCUAUCCAUUGUGGCUCUGACAAGCAAAACUCUGUGGCGUAGAGUGACGGAUGAUGAGAGCCUUCACACUAAAUCAACGUAUUCAUUUCUAAGAAAAUCUACGUUGAAGAUUGA